AUGAUCGGUUGUAGCAAAGUUUAUUCGUUGUUAGAAAGAUUCUCGAAAAACGAGACAUAUUUAGGAUUGAGAGAUUUUUCGGCGUGUUUAGAUAAGGUGUUUCAUAUUUGCUGGAUCGUGUUUUCUGUGUUUCUGAUCUCGGCGUUAUUUCUCAUAAUCUUGCCAAGUGAGUUGAAACGUUCCGAAUCGCACUGGUUCAUCGCUGUCUGCGCAUUUUUGACGCUCGUUUUUCUGAUCAAUAUCGAAUACCACUACUAUGCGAGCCGUCGCAAGAAAAUUGUGGAAAAACCGGGAAAGCCUGGAGACGCGUUCUGCGAGAAAUGCGAUUAUUGGAAGGGCCCGAGAACCCAUCAUUGUCGAUCAUGCGACAGGUGCAUUUAUAAAAUGGACCAUCAUUGCCCAUGGAUUGGCCAAUGCGUCGGCGCUCACAACAUCCAUCAUUUCGUUCUAUUCCUUUUCCAGCUUCUGUCUGCAGCGAUCCUCUUUUUUGUGCUUUUUUCCUCGUUUUGGUCACGAUUUUUCAAGAAGAAUAAAAGUAAAUCACGAUCACCGGCGACUUUCACCCAAUAUCUGAACAAUUGGCGGAUGUUCAUCAGAAAAUUCACACGCGAUCGCUCGCUUUUGAGCAUUUUAAUCAUUCCCGGACCAUUUCCUGAUGUUAUCUAUGAAGAUGACAAAUCUGAGAUUUGA
This is a messenger RNA of Caenorhabditis bovis, 690 nucleotides long. The record is from the annotation of a GenBank genome assembly. NCBI's taxonomy places the organism in Eukaryota, Metazoa, Nematoda, Chromadorea, Rhabditida, Rhabditidae.